Caenorhabditis sp. 36 PRJEB53466 is the source of this 2573-nucleotide messenger RNA. NCBI's taxonomy places the organism in Eukaryota, Metazoa, Nematoda, Chromadorea, Rhabditida, Rhabditidae. The record is from the annotation of a GenBank genome assembly.
AUGCCCUAUAUCAGCCCGGAAGAUAGGUUUCUGAGAGAUGCGAAGGUGUACCUGCAUGACGACUUCAAGACCCCGAAGGCGGAAAUUAAAAGGAACAAAGUGAGUUAACCAUUAAGAAGUGUUUUCUAUAAUCUUUAAAUUUCAGGCUCACAACGUGGUCCUGAUUCUUCUCAAGGUUCUGAUGGUCAGGUUAAUGACAGACAAGGUGAGUUGAGCAAAAAUUAAUUCAGGGGUAAAUCGUAUUUAGAUUCCGGCCGGUCUGCUCUUUGAAGAGAUCCGAAAACACCAAAAAUCUCGACGGGUGGGCGAGUUCGAAGACAUGUAUACAGAUGUGUUAUGCAAUUCUAAACAUGUGUAUGGCUGGUCGUGGAUCGAGCGUAACACGGGAUUUCGACAGUGGCCAAUGUUUCUGGCUCUCCCGCCGUACAAUCAGAUCAAAAUCUCGUUGGGAAUGAAUCGGUACUUCUCGUUUAGCACAAAUGAACGUGAGUUUACAGAAUUCAAAUAGAUUAAACGUUCCGUUUUUGCAGCGAAACUUCUUCCUGAAAGACGUCAACUUCCGUCCCUUGAGGAGCUGUGUAAACUUGCCGAUAAGGAACCUCCGGUAGGAUAUUGAUAAGUAUGAAUUCCUGGAAGAUAAUUGUUGCUUUAUUUCAGCCGGUGCCGGAAUUCGUGUCAGACGGUCCUGAGUAUUAUGUGAGUGCUUAAUGUUUCUAGCCAGUCAUAGUAGAUCUUUCAGUCCUGUCGGUCGAGUGAUUCCAUCUCUAGCAGCUGGAUGCGUGAGGGAUGUUACAGUGAUUUCGAAGGAGAAGAAUCGGAGUAUGCUUGGAAAAAAGAAUUAUUCAAAGAGGGAGAAGAGAGAUUCAAGAGAGAGCGAACAGCGAGAUGGGCCCGGAACGCAGAAAGACGGAAGAUAUAUGAGGAAAAUCGAGAGCGAAGAUUUAAAAAAACACUUUCGGGGCCUUUUUCUGAUACAGAUACUACUUUGCAAGAAAGGGAAGGCCAUGUGCAAGGUGAGGCUGUAAUUGGGGCAAUCUUGAUGUCUUUAUAAGCUUUUAGAAUAUCGAACUGAUGAGGAGAACAUGGAGCACAAUGAAAUGCAUAAUCAGAUCAAAUUCCUGGGCUUCACAGACGAUUGGGAGAACGACGCGGUACGCUUGCUGAUUAUUACUCAAUUACAAUUGUUUCCUUGCAGGUUCAUCGUGAUCCUCCUGCUGUGCCAGAGUCCACAGGCUCUAAGUCCCCCGGUCCCCCAUGCUCGUCAAUACCUGAUUCCCGUCUGUCGGAGCAUGAUUCCUAUUCAUCUGAUCGUGCUGAAUUAGCCCCAUUGACUGAGUUUUCUCGUCUUUCACUCCGACCAGGCCAUGAGGAACAACUCGAUUCUAGAAGCGACUACAACUCAGCGCAACACUACCCAUGUACUGACUUUGACUGCCAGUCAUUCUGCCCGAAAACCUCUCCACCGUUUCCUUCUUCCCCGAGAAACAGUCCGGACCAGUCGCAGGAUCUGGGUUACUCUCGCUAUGCGCCAGAACCAGUGGAAGAUUGCCGUCAGCUUCGGGCUCAGGAUGUUGAUCCAUAUCGAAAUGAACUUCAACUUGAGGAAUAUUGCUGUCAACCUCAGAUGUCUGAGUACAAUGCUUCUGCCGAUCAUCACCCUUCCCAUGUGGGACACAGACUGGAAAGUGUGAUUCCACAGAAUUUCGAGCAAUAUUCACAGCGGAACGUACAAUAUGAGAGGCAGAUGUUGUCUACCUUUGCACAUGAUGCACAUUCUUUGGAUGAUCAUGGUCAAACAGCAAGUGACUUCCACUCCUAUGGAUAUCACAGUCGUCCAGUGCAACAUAGCUGCCACCAGAAUGAUGCGAAUGCUUCAAGAUGGUAUGUGAACCAACAUCAUCGCAAUUCGAGCUCACCGGAGUGGUCGGGAGAGCGUCACUACCCGGCAGUGCAAUCUUACGCGGUGUCCAACUUUUCGCCUCCAGAAUCCAGAUAUUCUAAUUUCAACCAGCCAAUGUAUGAAGCUCGUGUCAUGGAGGAUUGCCGCGAACCGCCAGGGCCGGAAUUCUCUGAUCGAUCUUGCUGCACUUGUUCUAAUGAGCAGCAAUUCCAACAGACCUGGGAUCAAAGUGAUCGUUAUGCUCUAAGACAUCCGAUGGACGAACGACCAAUCACACAUGAUCAGUAUUCAGUGUCAUCCGGAAUUGGUCAUCCGUCAGUCUACAUCGGAUAUCGGCAUGAUCAUCAGGUUCCGCAGAACACCGAACACGAAUCUCGCUACCCGGAGAACCACUAUCCUUAUCCGGAGCCGAUAAACCCAUUUGCCGGAAGACCUUACAGUGAGUGCUUGUUAUGACCAACCUGAAAUCAAUCAGCUGUAAUUUUUAGAUGAACACGUGGCAGAGAGUCAAUAUUUCCAGGAGCAGCCGGCGCCGCAUCGUGCAAAUCAGCCGCACCAACAACAAGGUAAGAAACCGACUGGCUCCCACAUUUCAAGAUGAAUCUGAAAGUUUUCAGGCCAGAACUACCCGGAACCCAGCUCAUCUCCUUCCUACAACGACUACCGUCAAUAA